AUGACACACACACAACAAACUAUCCCACUACCCACCCCAGACACAACAAAAUACCCACACUACCCACCCCAGACCCAACAAACUACCCCUACCACCCACCCCAGACCCAACAAACUUUUCCCACCACUCAACCCAGACACAACAAAUUAUCCCCACCACUCAUCCCAGACACAACAAACUAUUCCCACCACCCACUCCAGACACAACAAACUAUCCCCACCACCCGCCCCAGACACAACAAAGUACCCACACCACCCACCCCAGACACAACAAACUAUCCCCACCACCCGUCCCAGACACAACAAAGUACCCACACCACCCACCCCGGACACAACAAACUAUCCCCACCAGCCGCCCCAGACGCAACAAAGUACCCACACCACCCGCCCCAGACACAACAAAGUACCCAUACCACCCACCCCAGACACAACAAACUAUCCCCAACACCCACAUCAGACACAACAAAGUACCAACACCACCCAACCCAGACCCAACAAAUUAUCCCCACCACUCAUCCCAGACACAGCAAACUAUUUCCACCAUCCACCUCAGACCCAACAAACUAUUCCCACCACUAACCCCAGACACAACAAACUAUCCCCACCAUCCGCCCCAGACACAACAAAGUACCCACACCACCCGCCCCAAACACAACAAAGUACCAAUACCACCCACCCCAGACACAACAAACUAUCCCCAACACCCACCCCAGACACAACAAAGUAUUAA
Molecule: messenger RNA, 729 nt
Organism: Ostrea edulis (European flat oyster)
Lineage: Eukaryota; Metazoa; Mollusca; Bivalvia; Ostreida; Ostreidae
Exons: 2
Coding region: 1-729 (242 amino acids)
Source: RefSeq, a predicted model, not a curated record